Molecule: messenger RNA, 1564 nt
Organism: Theobroma umbraticum
Lineage: Eukaryota; Viridiplantae; Streptophyta; Magnoliopsida; Malvales; Malvaceae
Product: translation initiation factor eIF-2B subunit alpha
Biological process (GO): translational initiation
Cellular component (GO): eukaryotic translation initiation factor 2B complex
Molecular function (GO): guanyl-nucleotide exchange factor activity; translation initiation factor activity
Source: RefSeq, a predicted model, not a curated record
CUCCCUCACAACUGCUGCCGGGGAACCUUACCUUGCUCUUCUUUACGUCGCUCACUUUCCUUCAAAUUUUCCCGAGAAAGUGAUCCUCCCAAACACAAAUACACACUCCCAAAAAAAAAAAAAACCCUUAAAAGUAAAAAAGACACACACGUACUCACCAAACACACAAAAUUUAAUAAAUGUGGUGGAGAUCGCCUUCUUUCAUUCUUGACAGACAGCAACAACAACAAAACGACAGCGUUCCGCCAAAUCCCGAAUCUCUCUUUCUCUCAUCUCCGCCUCCUUCCAUGGCCGAUUCUGUCCAAAACCCUAAAUCCAACAUUUCUGCUUAUUACCAGACCCGUGCUGCCCACCACGCUGUCGUAACUAGCGAUUGGCUAGCCCAGGCCGAGGCCGCAGUCGGCCGCCACCCCGACGACGACGAAUCGUCGGGAAUUGAUGGAAGAGCCGCCGCGACCGGUGAAGACGGAGGAGGAGGAGGAGGCGGGAAGGCGUUUGGUGUUAUUGAUGAGUUCAAUAGCUGGAGGAAGCAGCCGGAUUUGGCGGAGGCCGUCGCGGCUAUUUUCGCCCUCGCGGCGGUUAUUAGGGCUAGCCAAGCUACUACCAUGAUGGAGCUUGAAAUUGAGCUUAAAAAGGCUUCUGAUUCGCUUAAAUCGUGGGACACAACCUCUAUCUCUUUGACAGCAGGUUGUGAUCUCUUCAUGCGAUAUGUAACCAGAACGUCAGCUUUAGAGUAUGAGGAUUUUAAUUCAGCGAAGUCUCGCCUGAUUGAACGUGCAGAGAAGUUUGGGGAAAUAUCUUGUAAGGCACGCAGGAUUAUUGCAAUGCUUAGUCAAGAUUUCAUAUUUGAUGGUUGUACCAUUUUGGUACAUGGUUUCUCCAGAGUUGUUCUAGAAUUAUUGAAAACAGCAGCGCAAAACAAGAAACUCUUUCGAGUUUUCUGCACAGAAGGAAGGCCAGACAGAACAGGAUUACGAUUAUCUAAUGAGCUGGCCAAGCUUGAUGUUCCUGUAAAGCUUCUAAUAGACUCUGCUGUGGCAUAUACUAUGGAUGAGGUGGACAUGGUAUUUGUUGGGGCUGAUGGAGUAGUUGAAAGUGGGGGUAUCAUAAAUAUGAUGGGGACAUACCAGAUUGCAUUAGUGGCACAUAGCAUGAACAAACCUGUUUAUGUGGCUGCUGAAAGCUACAAGUUUGCACGUCUUUAUCCGUUGGACCAAAAGGAUAUGGGCCCAGCCUUACGCUCCAUUGAUUUUGGGGUACCAAUCCCAUCCAAGGUUGAGGUUGAGACAUCUGCUCGAGAUUACACUCCUCCUCAAUAUCUUACUCUACUCUUUACAGAUUUAGGUGUUCUUACUCCUUCUGUGGUUAGUGAUGAGCUUAUUCAGCUAUAUUUAUAGCGAGGAGGCUUAAAUGUAAUUUUGUUUAAACUUCGCAGAUGAAGCUUGCCAAUGCUUGCUUGUUAGGGUUAUAUGUAGACAGCUUUAUAUAUACCUUAAGUGACAAUUUUGUAUUCAAUGCUUUGAAAGUGAUUUCUGGUCAUAUAUAAGUGGAUUGGACUUUAUAC